Messenger RNA from Danaus chrysippus (African queen), 1575 nucleotides. The record is from the annotation of a GenBank genome assembly. NCBI's taxonomy places the organism in Eukaryota, Metazoa, Arthropoda, Insecta, Lepidoptera, Nymphalidae.
AUGGGUAACAAGUGCUGCAGCCGCCGUCACGACCCUGAUAGACCUCUCGUAUACCCAGCCUAUAAAAAGAAUGAGGCGGGUUUUACGUCAUGUCCGUCGCUGGAAACACGGUACACAGGCGAGCCGAACAACCGAGCGGUCGCUCGACGGCCAGCCGAUAUUGUGAGGACGAGGAAUCCCGGGGCAUGUAUACCAAACGGCGGUCGUCGUGUAGUGAAGGCGUUAUGCGCUUAUACAGCACGUGCGGAAUCGGAUAUAUCAUUCAGGAAGGGGGAUCGUAUGGAAGUACUUAGUGAUGCUGAACCUGAUUGGUGGAGGGUCCUUCAUAUCACUACAAGGAGGGAGGGCUUGGUACCAGCCAAUUUUGUGGCUGAGGAAAGCUCAGUGGAAUGUGAAGACUGGUUUUUCCCUCACGUGUCAAGAAAAGAGGCGGAUAAAUUACUCCUAGCUGAGAUCAAUCCUAGAGGAACGUUUUUAGUACGUCCUGCAGAACAUAAUCCUCAUGGGUUCAGUCUAAGUGUUAAAGACUGGGAAGAAGGCAGAGGAUACCAUGUUAAACACUAUAAGAUAAAACCCUUAGAUAAUGGAGGCUUCUAUAUCGCUACUAAUCAAACCUUCCCAAGUUUACCAGCGCUCGUUAUGUCCUAUACGAAAAACGCAUUAGGUCUUUGUCACGUUCUCGCUCGGCCUUGUCCUAAGCCGGAACCUCAAAUGUGGGAUCUUGGACCUGAACUAAGAGAUAAAUGGGAAAUACCAAGGAACCAAAUACAAUUGAUUAAAAAACUCGGACAGGGGAAUUUCGGUGAAGUCUAUUAUGGGAAAUGGUGUAACAAUAUUGAGGUUGCCGUAAAAACGCUAAGGGAAGGCACUAUGUCCAAACAAGCUUUCCUACAAGAAGCUGCCAUUAUGAAGAAAUUCCGACAUAAGCGCCUUGUAGCGUUGUAUGCAGUUUGUUCUCAACAGGAACCUGUAUAUAUCGUUCAAGAGUAUAUGUGUAAGGGAUCUCUGCUAGAGUUCCUUAGAAAUGGUGAAGGUAAAGCCCUCCAUUUCGAAGACCUAGUCUACAUAGCAGCCCAAGUCGCAUCGGGCAUGGAAUAUCUUGAAUCCAAACUCCUCAUACAUAGAGACUUAGCUGCUAGAAACGUACUGAUAGGAGAGAAUAAUGUGGCAAAAAUAUGCGACUUCGGUUUAGCGAGGGUCAUUGAAGAUAAUGAGUACUGUCCAAAGCAAGGAUCCCGGUUUCCUGUGAAAUGGACGGCACCAGAGGCUAUUAUUUAUGGUCGAUUCUCCAUAAAGAGCGACGUCUGGUCGUACGGAAUACUAUUAAUGGAACUGUUUACGUACGGUCAGAUACCGUAUCCAGGUUUACACGGCAAGGAAGUCAUAGAACAGGUGGAAAGAGGUUACAGAAUGCCGAAACCUGUUGGACAUUAUCUGCCCGAUGACAUAUAUAGACUCAUGCUGCAGUGUUGGGACGCGGUGCCAGAAAAACGACCCACCUUCGAAUUCCUCAAUCACUACUUCGAAUCCUUCACAGUGACCAGUGAAAUACCGUACAGAGAGGUCCAAGACUAG